This is a messenger RNA of Phytomonas sp. EM1, 951 nucleotides long. Lineage: Eukaryota; Euglenozoa; Kinetoplastea; Trypanosomatida; Trypanosomatidae. The record is from the annotation of a GenBank genome assembly.
GUAAAUAUGUGAAUGCCGUCACCAAAAGUUAGUUCAUCAGCUGUAUUGAAGGAGCAAGAGCUAGAAAGUGAUUUUUUCAAACUUCUCCGCAUUAUUUGUGAAAAGCAUACCUCUUCGAAAGUGGAUAUUGGGGUAUCAGAUUGGAAACUAACGGAAAACUGCCUAGACGAAAUAAAUUAUCGCUAUGCCGACUUUUACUUUCUAGUAGCCUUCGCCUCCACUUAUCCAUUUCGAAAUAAAUGCUCCAGAUCCUUUUUCGCUCGCAAUCGUUUGCCGCUUUAUUUUGGUUUAGUUGGAUACGACAUUGGCCUACGCUCGACAUCUCCUUACCCUGCAAUCAGCUUUUGGAAUUCGAUAUGUGUGAUAAAUAGCGAUAUGGGCCGUGCUGCCCGCAUGAUUCGUUGCCCUGAUUCCUUUUAUGAGGUAGUAUGGGAUGAAAACCACACGAUCCGCAACCAAAAUUUUAUGGUAUGGGUUUCCGAAAAGUUACGGCCUGUGAUAUGCCCUCUUCUUUUACAAGACGUCUUUACUAGCGUAUUUGAGGCCUCUUCGUGGAAGGAAGAAAGGAAUGAUGGAAUCAUAGUUACAUCCUUAGUUAUAAACAAUCGUUUUUUUAGAUGGGACCCGUUUAAAAUUUUGACCACGACGAAAUCUGGCAAGAUUAUCUAUCAAGUUCAACUCGCCCUGAGUCCUUCAUUUGGUGUGUCGAGAAACAUGCGCCGUUCUUAUCACUGCCGGGAUAUUAUUAUGGAGCGGUCAACAUUAGCGGGGCGUGUCUGGUAUGGUGCUCAUUUUCUCAUAAUGUACAUGUUCGGCUUGGAAAGGCCAUAGAAAGAGCGCUACGUUUAACAAUUUCGAUUUACUCUUUUUAACCUGAGCUUCUGUAAAUGUCUAUCUGAAAGAACAACUGUGAAUAGCAGGAAGAGGAGCUUCCUUGCGUAUACAGGUAUG